CUGAAAAUAUGCCUGCGAAAAAAUCGGGUGAAUCGUCCGAUAAGGACAAAAAACCAGCUGCAGCGAAAAAAGAUGCUGCAAAGGCUGGAGAUAAGAAACCUGCCACAUCAGGAGCUCAACCUGCAAAAAAACCAGCUGAACCAGCAACAAAGAAAACUGCUGAAAAACGUCCAGCACCAGCAACUACAAGCAAACCAGCUGAAAAGAAAACAGCAAAGCCUGUUGAAAAGAAAGCUGCACCAGCUUCUAAGGCUGCAAAGCCAGCUGAAAAGAAAGCUGCUGCUCCAGCGAAGAAAACUGCUGAAAAGAAGCCAGCUGUAAAGAAAACUACAAAACCAGCAGCCAAGAAAGAUGGUAAGCCUAAGAAGGCACCAGUCAAGAAAGUUGCUGGAAAAGUUGCAGCCAAAAAACCAGUUGCAGUGAAAAAACCAACAACUAUUACAGCAGCAAAAUUGCAAAAAGGAUCAGCUCGCGCAAAGGCAGCAGCUAUCUUAAAGGCAAAACGUGCACGUCUGAAGGCUGUCAAGGGACCAUUCGGAACUCGUCUACGUAAAGUUCGCACUUCAGUUCGUUUCCGUCGUCCCAAAACCCUCAGAUUACCCCGUAAUCCUAAAUAUCCACGAAAGGCAGUUCCAACCAGAAAUCGCAUGGACGCAUUUAACAUAAUUAAAUAUCCAUUGACAACUGAAGCCGCAAUGAAGAAAAUCGAAGACAACAAUACCUUGGUUUUCCAAGUUCAUUUGAGAGCUAACAAGAAUCACAUUCGUGCAGCCGUACGUAAACUUUAUGAUAUCAAAGUUGCUAAAGUUAAUUGCUUGAUUAGACCUGAUGGCAAGAAGAAGGCAUAUGUUAGAUUGGCACGCGAUUACGAUGCGCUUGAUAUUGCCAACAAAAUCGGAAUCAUCUAAACCAUACAUAAUUUGAUGAUAAUGGUAAUUAUUUUCAUCUUUGAGAAUUUUUAUUUGUAUCUUUAAAUAAGAAUAAUAAUGUGAGCGGGGAUGAAAACAUGAAAUAAAACAAAUUCCUUUAAAAACAACCUG
Molecule: messenger RNA, 1040 nt
Organism: Chironomus riparius
Lineage: Eukaryota; Metazoa; Arthropoda; Insecta; Diptera; Chironomidae
Source: the annotation of a GenBank genome assembly